AUGCCAUUCAAUAAUGAAGAGGAAAGGUAUAAAGCACAGCAUGCUAUUUAUACAACUUAUGAAACAAAUUAUGCAAUCAGAAGUGGUGGCAUUUUGACAACAGAACCCUCUGAAUCAGAAACUUCUUGUAGUUAUUUCCAUAAGAAAUAUGGUGUAUUUAUAAAUCAUGAUAAUAUUCUUAAAGAAUAUCUUGAUUUACCUGUUGAAGAAAUUAAUAUUCUUGAUUACUGGAAAACUAAAUCUAAAAAUUCUCAAUGGGUUCAACUUGCUCGUAUAGCAUGUGACUACUUAGUAGUUCAAGUGACAAGUGUGGCAAGCAAGCAAAUGUUCAGCAUAGCCAAAUUUACUAUUAGUCCAACUAGAAAUCAUCUUGAGCCAGAAAAGGCCUGUGCUUCUCUCUGUCUUAAAACUUGGUUUGCAACAAGCUUAAUAGAUUAUAUAGAAGAAAAUUAA
Dentiscutata heterogama is the source of this 453-nucleotide messenger RNA. The record is from the annotation of a GenBank genome assembly. Lineage: Eukaryota; Fungi; Glomeromycota; Glomeromycetes; Diversisporales; Gigasporaceae.